Molecule: messenger RNA, 1304 nt
Organism: Talaromyces stipitatus ATCC 10500
Lineage: Eukaryota; Fungi; Ascomycota; Eurotiomycetes; Eurotiales; Trichocomaceae
Exons: 2
Coding region: 204-1304 (366 amino acids)
Biological process (GO): protein N-linked glycosylation
Cellular component (GO): Golgi membrane
Molecular function (GO): glycosyltransferase activity
Source: RefSeq, a predicted model, not a curated record
AUUCAUGAUUUCUUUGGCUAGAUAUCAGAGUAACACAGUAUCGAAAAAGUGCGACAGUAUUAGAAAACUACGACAUAUCGCUGAUGGAGAUUCGUCGAGGCAUGUGUGACUUGACAAUAGCUUGAACAAUCGAUCGACGAACAUCUUUGUUCAGCCGCCCGCAAGGCUGCGCUGAAGGAAAACAGCUUGGGAUUCCAAACAAUAUGCCACAGGGAUUCACCAGACGAGCGAUUGGCGCUUUAUUAACCGCUACUGCUCUGUUAUUAAUAUGGAGGAUAUCAAAUUAUGAUGUUGUGACUUCUUUAUCUCCAUCGUCGUCGUCGUCGUCGUCGGCGAAUAAUCAGCUCAGCAAAUCCGGCGGAAACCCGCGACGAAUCGCCAAAGUGUCGAUGUUAUACGGAAAUCCGAAUCCAUUAUAUGAACGCGCACUUCGAAGUCAUGAGCGGCACGCGCAACGAUGGGGGUAUCCCAUGUAUGUGUUAGAGGAGGAUAUCUCAGAAGGGUUUUGGAAUAAGCCGAGUUAUGUGUUGUCGCUUGUUAUCCAGGAGCUUGCGAAACCUCCUACAAAACGGUGUGAAUGGCUGAUGUGGGUUGACGCCGACUCGAUAAUAAUCAAUCCUGCAAUCCCCGCCGAUAUUUUUCUCCCUCCUUCCGACCUCUCCGAGAUCCACUUCGUAGCCUCAAAAGACCAGAACGGUCUGAAUACUGGCAUUGUUUUCUUUCAUGUCCACCCCUGGACGGUCAGCAUGCUAGUUGAAACCCUCGCACACCCUCUCUACCUCCCUGAUAUCGACCUCGGCCGUUCCGCGGACCAAGAAGCAAUGGCUCGCAUAAUGGCCAAACAAACCGGUGGCCCCGAAGGUCAAGGAUAUGCUGCUGGCAUGGCGUACCUCCCACGACCAUGGAUCAACACCUACGAAUGGCACCACGCCUACGAAGGGAAGAAAGGAGACAUGCUCGUCCAUUUCCCGGGUUUGGAGGACGAUCGCUGGCCUCAUAUGGCGAAUUGGUUAGAUAUUGUAGAAAAGACACCGCUUGAAUGGGAGGUACCCUUGAAAGAAUCCGGAUACGACGAGCUCACUCGGGUGUUUUGGGCUAAGUUCCGUGCCGCCCGAGAUCUGGCCAAUAGUGUCCAGGAAGAUAUCUGGCUCGAGCCGGCCGGCUCGUCGACGUCCAUGCGGCAGGCAGCCGUGAAUAAUGUGCGACUGGCACUACAGCAACACGCCGAUGAGCCGGAGGUUCUUCAGCAGCAGGUUGCUGAGCUUAAGGCGGCGGUUAAAGAAGAAACAUCUGGGCGUUCAUGA